Molecule: messenger RNA, 1019 nt
Organism: Nomascus leucogenys (northern white-cheeked gibbon)
Lineage: Eukaryota; Metazoa; Chordata; Mammalia; Primates; Hylobatidae
Product: translation initiation factor IF-2-like
Exons: 4
Coding region: 1-900 (299 amino acids)
Source: RefSeq, a predicted model, not a curated record
AUGAACCUCUUCAGAAACUUGGAUGUGGAGAAAGGGAACAAUCCGUUUUUCAUGUGUAACUGGUAUAAUGGAAGAGAGAGACAGAUAUGUCAAUCUUGCACCUGGAAAGGAGGCAGAGCAAGGCCACCUCGAGGAGGACACUUUGCUGAUGCCCACCAUGGAUUUGGUCCCUGUGGCCUGGCCAUUGCUAGGAGCAGCUCCUUCACAGGUGGUGUUUCUGGUAUCUCGGGGAAGGAGCUUCGAGCUGCCGCCUGGUUGGGGACUGGGCACCGCCCUCCCUUGGCUCCGGAGCCGGCUGCCACUAGGGGGCGCGCCCGCAGUGUCCGGGAGCCUGGCGGCGCGUGUGCAGCGGCCAGUGCACCUGCUCCUGCCCUCGCCGCCCUCUCUGCCAAGACCCCGACGCCCAGCCGGACUCUGCCCUCCAGCGGGGCUGCGGCUCCACGGCCUGCGACAGCAGCCCCACCUGGCAUUCGGCGCGCUCCCGGGGGCAGAGGUCGCGGUGUCCUCAGGCUGUGGGGCCGGCCUACAACCCCCACGCCGGGCUCGGGCCCCGGCGGAGGAGGGCGAUGCUUCCCGGGUAGGGCGACCGGUCACCUGGGCUGGGAGGGCGGCUUAGGGGCGGAAGCGGCGGUCCAGGGCCGUCUGGAGCAGCAGCCUGUCCCAGCCGCGGUCCCUCCAGUCCCUCCCUGGCGGCUGCGGAGCCGUCCCAGGACAGGGGCCAUAAACUCUCCAGAGCAGGAAGCCGCACUCUGGUGGCCCGGCCCCGCGCCCAGACCUGGAGGCCGCUGGCACCUGAUCCGCUGCAUGGGUCUCCAGGGAGCUCGCUGCCCACCUGGCGCUGCAGCCUUGGCUGCCUCAUAUGCGCUCUGGCAAGCCCAGGAAAGUCAGGGGCCUAUGUGAGCCAAAGAGGAGAGUAGGCGAUGCCUCAGCCCAGUGUUUCUGCCCCACCUGGCUUGUGGCCUUGGUGACUUGAUUUGCACCACAGGAAAAUGGGCAAUGAAAGCCCUUCCCUGACUGGC